AUGACAGGUGAUAAAAUCUUGUUUAAGAGAGUUACAAAAAUAGAUGGAGGAAGUGUUAAGUUUGGUGAUGAAUCAAAAGGAAAAAUAUUCGGUACCGGAACAGUUCCCUUCAAUAACAACUGUGAUAUCAUUGAGGUUUAUCUCAUUGAUGGACUUAACUACAAUCUUCUGAGUAUAAGUCAACUAUACGACUCAGGAUCUUUUAGAGUCUAUAAUAAACGUACAUUAUGUGUGGAAGAAUCUGUACAUGUUAUAUUUGAUGAAAAUAACUCUUCGUCCGAGAAAGAAAUUAUUGCAAGUGAUGAAGAUCAAGCUCAAGAAAUUCAGGAGACAAGCAAAUGUCAAAAGUCGACUAAUGGAUCUAAUGUUGUGAUAGAGUCAACUAAUGAAACCAGCAACAAUCCACCAGAACCUCCAAAGGAGUCAACUACUCAUAUAGUUCAUCCAAAUGAAUGGAGAAGUGAACUUGAAUAUCCUCAAAAAUUCAUCAUACGAGAUCCAAGCAAAGGAAUGAAAACCAGAGGAGCUCUGAAGAAGAAAGCAAACAUAGCACUAAUCUCUCAAAUUGAGCCAAAAAAAUAG
Molecule: messenger RNA, 582 nt
Organism: Nicotiana tabacum (common tobacco)
Lineage: Eukaryota; Viridiplantae; Streptophyta; Magnoliopsida; Solanales; Solanaceae
Source: RefSeq, a predicted model, not a curated record